Molecule: messenger RNA, 4158 nt
Organism: Nymphaea colorata (pocket water lily)
Lineage: Eukaryota; Viridiplantae; Streptophyta; Magnoliopsida; Nymphaeales; Nymphaeaceae
Product: putative E3 ubiquitin-protein ligase LIN-1
Exons: 11
Coding region: 1335-4052 (905 amino acids)
Biological process (GO): protein ubiquitination
Molecular function (GO): ubiquitin-protein transferase activity
Source: RefSeq, a predicted model, not a curated record
CGUCUGAUCCCAACCCUUCUGGCUUAUCUUCCGGCUCUUCGCCUUGUCCCUCUCUCCCUCCUCUCCUUCGUCUUCAUCCGAUCCUUUUUCGUCGUCUCCUUGGCGGAAAGAGAAUCCUCUGGAAACCUUAAGUUCAAAAAAUGGCGCCAGACCAGCCAUUUCUUAUUCUCGUUCUUGUUUCGCUCGCUCUCCCCCUCGACACCUCUCCUUGGAUUUGCUCUCAUUGUGUUGCGGUUGAAGCCAGGAUUUCUCGACGAGAUCCCAGAGAGAGACAGCAAUCUCGUCUUUCGAUCGUGGAAACUAUAGAUUUCUCCUGCUUCGCUGGCGGUGGAUAGUUGCGGCUUCUGUUUACCUUUUUGAUCGAGCGGAACAAGGAUAAUUUCAUCUAGGAGAAGGAAAGGUGGCAAAAUGAGUCCUGGAGAGAGAGGACCAGUGCCUCUGUCUGAGCUUCUUGCAAAGGAAGGAUAUGGACGGAAACAAAUGGUUAAAUCAGAAGCUCAUCACGGUCUGGAAAGGGCCAGCCAGCUGGCAUGUUUCAGCGAUGAACAGAUAUGCUGCAAUUCUGAACCUCAUCAUGGGAGUGACAUAGAAAGAAACAAGCUUUAUGAGCACAGUUCUGGCAAGAGAGAGAGAUUUAGCGAUCAAAGGAUGCACCUUUCGAAGGAGAAAGCGGGUUCGACAUAUAAGUCUCGUAAUUAUUUGCUGAAUGGCGAGACACCUAAACGUGUUUAUAGGAGUGCUUCACUGGAGAAUUGGAAAUAUAGAUCUGGAGAUUAUAGCAAAUAUCCGGCAAAUGAUAGUUUUGAAGAAGAGAAUUCAGAUACUUGUUGGAAAAGCGGAAGUUUAAGCAAUGAACCGUUGAUUCACCAUAAAGUUGAUGGGUAUAUCAAGCGCAAGUCUUGGAUAUGUUCUCAGGAUAAAGCAAUUGGUCCAAGAAAAAGUAACAUGGAUAUCAAAGGCAAGACUUGGAUAUGUUCUCAGGAUAAACCAGAGAGUCCAAGAAAAAUCUAUGACAAAUUUAGAGUGAAGUCUCAGGCGAAGGUACCGAAGAGCAUAAGAAGACAAAGUUUACUUGCGGAAAAAAAAAUUGACAACGACCUUGAGUUUAUCGAUGGGGGAAUAGUCUGCACGAAAGCACGAGACAUGACGUCCGUAAUUCUGUGCUAACUAACAAUAGGUUUAAGGAUAUCAGUGAUAGAGGGAAACAUUUAAAAUCUGAAAAAUCAUUCCCUGGAUAUAGUCACGAACUUGAAAGUGUUGAGCGGAGGCCCUUGGUUGAUCAAGAUGCUCUUCAGGCAGUGGUUUUGGUUAUUAGUGGUUAUAUCAGUCAGUUCAUGAGAGACGAGUCUUUCAGGAAAACACUUGGUCUUCACUGUCAUUCCUGUAUCGGUUUCGACCACCAAAGUAAAUACGGUGAUGACGACUUUGUGGUCAACAUGAAAAGGGCAAUAGUUUGUGUCGAAAAUGUUGCAGACGGUUCCACAAACGCUGAUGAGUUAAAAAGAACCAAAUUUCAGCUCUGUGCCAUUGCAGAUCUAAACUCUGAUGAUUUUAAGUAUGGGUUCACUUGUGGUAUUCCCAAUUCGUGUUUGGCAGCAUGUGCUCAUCUCUAUCUUGGCAUUCUUGCGAAGAUUCAAAGGAAGGACAAAGCUGCUGUGAAGCACAUUCUUCAAGUUUUCAGUAGUGCACCUUUUCAAGCUCGGUCACUUCUAUUAUCUGAGUUGUGGGAAUAUCUUUUCCUUCCUCACCUUUUAUACCUAAGAGUAUGGUACAGUCAAGAAGUGGAUUUUGUAGACAAUGACUCAAAUGGAUCAGGCAAAAUAAAAUUUAUCGACAAGGUUUACAACAAACUGCUGGACAACGGCACUUAUCAGCUCGCAGUUUAUUACAGAGAGUGGCUGAGUGACAGAGCUGAAGCUCCUGCAAUUCUUUCUGUUGGUAUCCCUUUCGGGUUGGCCUAUGGCAAUUUGAAUCAAGAGUCACACGAUACUUCCACAGCUGAGGAACAGCUAAGAAUUAAUGGUGCUUGCUCUUUACAGCCAACAAUUACAAAAGGCCUGUUUGAUGCUGUGUUUGGAUAUUCUUCUAAAACUAACUUUUCUGAUGAAGUAAUCCAUGGAAACGGGAAGUGUAGCUUUGAUUCUUGCACUAGAAGCUUUAGCUGCAUCAUUGACAGGAAUGAUCAAGCUGAUAACCAAUCACAGGUGGUGCUAGAUGGUGGGGGACAAGUCACAUUGAAAGAAUCAUUGAAUGUACCAGCCAAGCAAUUACCAGCAGCUGAUGAAUCCUGGGAACUGCCAAAGGCAGUUUCUGCAGCUUCAAAAGAACUGAUGGAAAAUCAGAAUGUUCAAGAUGGGGAUGCUGUUUCGGAGAAGGCCUUGCUACUUCCAGUGUCGCAUGGUCUGAGUAGUGAUCUUGCUCUGAAAAAGCUAGCUGAAACUGCAUUUAAGUUGGACAUGUCAGAAACUUUUAACUGUUCACUAUCCGAAAUGGAUGUGAUGAUGAAUAAUUUAGUUGCUGAGGGUGAUGGAACAAGUAGAGCGAUCAGAAAGGGAUCCACAUCCAGAACUAUGGAAUCACUAUAUAAAAGUGUGGAAUUGAACAGAGCUGGCUUUCUGUCAAGUAUGCCUAAAGAUUUUGUAUGUCCUCUUACAGCUCAGCUCUUUGAUGAACCUGUUACUCUAGAAACUGGGCAUACCUUUGAGCGCCAUGCAAUUGCUGAAUGGUUUGAACAGGGAAACAAAAGGUGCCCUGUUACUGGACGAAUACUUCAUUCUUUAGCUGUUCCAAGUACCAAUUUUAUUUUGAAGCACAUGAUUGAAUUGUGGAAGGCUAAAAAUUGGAAGCACCCAUUGGCAUGUUGUAACGAACCAUCAAAGGAUAUGAUUAAACAUGUUGGUUGUUCAGAUGAAUCAGCAUUAACUUUGUUAGACCAGCUUGUCAGUGGUCCCAAUGCACAAGAAAAUGAAGAUAAUAUAAAGCAUCUUAUUUCUCUUGGAGGCUUAGAAUAUCUGAUUCAGAGAUUUGAAGUUGGGAAUUUAGAGGAAAAAGUUAUGGUGGUCUCAUUAUUUAUUAGUUGUAUUAAGGCUGAUGGAAGUUGCAGAAAUCACAUAGCUGCCAAGGUCAACAAAGCUUGUCUUCUUGAGCUUCUCCAUGCAAAUAGAUCGCACUUCAGAAAAGAGAUGGUCUUCUUGCUCAUAGAACUAAUUUGCCUUAACAGGAGGGUGGCUGUUACCAAUUUCUUGGAUGGAUUACAGCGGGAGGGGGCAAUAAAUUUGAUGCACUUACUUCUUGUAUAUCUCCAAAACUCUCCACUGGAACAAAGGCCUUUGGUUGCUACUCUCCUCUUGCAUCUUCUUGUUCUGAAACAACAUAAAAGUUGCAGUAUCUACAUGGAAGAGGCACUCGAUGCCAUGAUGGAAGCUUGUGAUCGCAGUCUAACUGAUGUAAAGGUCCGAGUACAAACAUGCAGGUCUUUCCUGGUCCUGGAGGGACUAUUUUCUUGUGGUGGGGAGGCAUUAACAGAAGCCUGGCUGCUGAGGAUAGCAGGGUUCAAGUAUUAUUUGACGGAUCCCUUGCAAGCUGACAAGAAUAAGAUGCUGCGGGAGGUUGACUUACUGCAGGAACAGGAAGAAAAAGCAAGACAAGGAUGGCUCCUGGGCUUGGGAUCCAUGUUUGUCCACAAUGGGAAGAAGCUGCUUUGGGAAUGUUUCUCCAAAUGUUUAGCAAGUGGAGUUCCAGAAUUGGUGAAAGCGUCUCUCAUCUUUCUUACGUGGCUUAGUUGUGCAUUCCCAUUGCUUUCAGGUGCACAAAUGAAGCUAUCGAUUUUAUCUAUUUUGGCACCUUCCCUGAAAGAGUGCCUACUGAACAAUGAUCAAAUGGCUUGUCGGGCACUUGCUUCCUUGUCACUGCUGAACUUCAUGGACGACUCACAAUGCCGGCAGUUCUUAAUGUCAUCUGCAGGAGAGAUCUCAGAAUCUUUGAAUAGCAUUUCAGAGGUGACAGAGACUGGAAGGAAGCUUCACGUCGUUCUCUCCAGUGAAAUUAUGUAAGAACUACAGAAUGCAUACCGCUGCGUGUGCAGUCUCAUUCUUGUAUAUCCUUCUGCUUCUUUGAUUUGUUCAUAUCUAUGGUAAUUUCUCGUAAUCAUUCCUGCCA